UGUCACCAUCACUAAUCAUUUAACACAAUGGGUGUCAGCAAAGCUGGAAUACAGGUGGUGGCUCAGUUUUUUGUGUUACACCAUCAACACUUUUCAUCCCCCCAUGUGAUUCCAGAAUGUUUGAUGUUACCUUUGACCCUGCCUCUGUCAACAAAGUGUUCAGCAGUGUACUGGAGUGUUAUCUUUCAGCUACUGAUGAAUUUAAUGAUGAUUCUCACAUACUGAAUACUUCUUCAGGAUAUUGUGUGAAAGUGAUUGCCUCAGGUCACACAUGUUUGAAUACAAAUGUGAUCUCUGAAGGAGGAAAUUGCUUAGCUAUGCCUAAACAUGUAAUACUUGAAGUAUCAUCUUUAAGUCAAGUGUGCUACAGUACUGUACUGCUCAUAAACAAUUAUUCAACAGACCUUUUAUUUGAGUGUAUUUGUCAAAAUGCAAGGUUUAGUAUUCAUUGCUUACCCCAGACUGGAAUAGUACCUGCAGGAAAGCAUUAUGUUUUGUUAAUGAAAUCUGGGCCACAGCACUUGAAUUUAGAAGGAGAACUACAAGUGAGAGGAGAAGUUAGCAUUUCAUUUACUGGAAAAGAUGUUUACUACAAACAGGUUGUGUCCGUAAUUAGAAACCUGGUGAUUCCAAGACUUUUGAUUUCUGAUGUUGAGAAUGGCUUCAUUUUCUUCCCCAGCGGGUGCAUAGGCUGUAAGGUUGAGAUAACUACAAAAUUGUACAAUACAUGUAGCAUACCUUUAAGGUUUGAAUGGCACACAGAUGAAGCAGUUCUUUCAGUCAAGCCACAUGAAGGAUUAAUUCCUGCUGGGGAUAGUUGUGUUUUAACAUUGGUGUUCAAACCAGAGAAAGUAAAGAAGUAUGAAGUUGGUCUUAAUCUGUGUGUAUUUCCCAUGGAAGGUACAAGUCAAUCAAAUAACCAAGCAUAUUUAGCUUGUUGUUCAGCAUGUUUCCCCGAGCUGAAGGCAGAACCAUCUCUGAUGGAGUUUGGAGAUGUCUUAAUUGACAGGAAAGUUGAAUUUAUGAUGGUUGUACACAACCCUGGAGAUUGUGCAGUUUCAUUUCUGUUAAGCAACAAGGAAUAUACAGGAGACUGUGAUGUUCUGCUACCUAAAGAAAAAUUUUUUCUGCCUGCGCACUGUCACCUACAAAUAAUGAUAAUUAUUUGUCCUAAAACAGUGGGCACCAGAUGUUUAGAAAUACUUGGACGCUUUUUGACAGAAUCAGGUGAUCCUCUUCAAAUAGAGACUGUUCUGUGCCAAGUGUACUAUUUAUCAGUGAUGCCAUACCUACAGAUAUGUGAUGUACAUUGCCAUGGAAGCAAGUUAAUCCUGACCAAGGCUUGCAUAAGAAAGUAUAUGCAAGUGGAUAGAUUUAAUUUGUUCAUGAGGACUUACAGGCCUGAUCAAAACAGUGAAGAUUGGAUAUUGUGGGAUAUGGGUGCUACCUGUCUUGGCCAUAAACCAAUUUUUGUAAAGCUAGCAUUUCAGAACCCUAGCUCCUUUGCUGCAAAUUGGAAACUUAUAUUCCCCAAAGAUGAGAGUAUUGAACCUGAACAAUGGACAGAGCCAGUGCUAAGUGUGAAGGAAGAGAUGAGGUUGCAAGCUUUGGAGAAAGUACUUUUUAACAUCAAGCCACAGAGAGGAGUCCUGAAAUCUGGAGAAAUUAGUGUUUUGACUUUAGUCUUCAACCCCAAACAGUCUGGGAAUAUUAUUUUUCCUCUCAGGUUGUCCAUUGCAAAUGGUCCAUGUUUAAAGAUAGAAAUUAAAGCAGUGAGCAUACUACCAGAAACUGCAUAUAUACUGUUUGACUCACCAGUCCAUGCAUUUACUCCAAUACCGCUUGACCUAAUGGAAACACCAGUACAGUUUUAUCAACUUGUCAAUGCUGGUACACAAGAUUUACAGUUUGACAUUCACCUAGAACAUCCUAAAAAUAAUGACCAUGUUAUACAGUGUUUGGAAAACGAUGGAGAUAUUUCUCCUGGAAGAGUUAAAUAUGUACCAUUCAGAUUUUUUCCUCUUGAGGCCAAGACCUAUCUGGUGAAUGCCUCAUUUCAAUUUGAUGGAAAAAUGGAGACUGUCAUGUUUCAGGAAGACGUUUUUGAUCCUAGGACCAUCGAAGCUACAUGUGCUAUCUCAUCCUGCUCUGAUAAAGAACAUUUUUUAAACUUUUUUUCCCAAGAGGAUAUUCAGCUUUCUAGAGAUGUUAUUUUCUUUGGGAACAUCCCUGUUAGGGCCCUGGAAAGAAGGAUUGUAGUGAUAACUAACAACUCCAUGCGAGAUAUUCACUUCUUCUGGCAUCCAGUAGACAUUCUAGGAGUGGAGCUCCUGAUUGAUCCAAAACAAGGACUCCUGGCAGCAGGUGACAAAAUAACUUGUAAAGUAAUGAUAUACUGUAUAUCAGGUCCAACUAUAGUGGAGGUAGACUUAUGCUGCACAACAGAGCUUUUUACCUUGUGGCUCCACGUAUCUGCAUUCAUUCAUUCCAUCAAAAGUUUUUCAGCAAAGUUCCCCAAUGAUAUCUUCAAGUUUUUUAUAAAAAGAGGAUCUCUAGAUACUACCACAGAUAACACAACUGAAGUCACACAUGAUGACAAUAUACAAUAUGUGGAGGAAGCACAAGUAAUAUUUUAUGUUCUGGAAGAUUUACUGAGGGAUGUAUUGGAAGACGACAUAUUCCUGAAAAAGGUAGCACAUGUAAUUUCCUAUCCAAUUCCAUACUUCAUUCAGCUGAAACAAAGUGAUAUUCAGAUAAUACCUAACAUCAAAGGAGAUUCUUCCUCAAAUACUGGUAACCAAGAUAAGAAAGAGGUUCCUCACACUAAUUUUGUUGACUCAGAAGCUAGUGAAGAAGAUACUAAGGACAUUAACUAUGAAGACACCUUUGGGACUUCACCUUGCUUAUUUAAUGACCUGGAGUUACUACUGGAGUCUGCUGUUUGGGAUGUUAUUCAAGAUAUUGGAAAAUUGAAAUUUUAACUUCAUAUACAGAAUAUUAUAUAAAAUGUAAUUAAAGGUUUUCUUGAUGUAAUUGUAUCCUUAAAAACCAUACUCAGUUUUAUUAGUUUACCCUCUAGAAAUAAUUAUCGUUAUUAUUACUGUUUC
Limulus polyphemus (Atlantic horseshoe crab) is the source of this 3107-nucleotide messenger RNA. Its product is annotated as cilia- and flagella-associated protein 65-like. NCBI's taxonomy places the organism in Eukaryota, Metazoa, Arthropoda, Merostomata, Xiphosura, Limulidae. The coding region runs from base 117 to 2981 and encodes 954 amino acids. The transcript has 25 exons. The record is from RefSeq and is a predicted model, not a curated record.